Capsella rubella is the source of this 1600-nucleotide messenger RNA. RefSeq names its product probable WRKY transcription factor 34. Gene Ontology annotation, biological process: regulation of DNA-templated transcription. Gene Ontology annotation, molecular function: sequence-specific DNA binding; DNA-binding transcription factor activity. Bases 1 to 1587 code for a protein of 528 amino acids. Lineage: Eukaryota; Viridiplantae; Streptophyta; Magnoliopsida; Brassicales; Brassicaceae. The record is from RefSeq and is a predicted model, not a curated record. The transcript is spliced from 4 exons.
AUGGCAGAUUUUGAUAAUAAAGCUGCUGUAGUGGGAGAACAGUUCGACUUUAGUAUCAUGAAUGAGGAUUCUUUGCAAACCAGCUUUCACAUUAAGACAACAAGUUGUUCAGGAGGAGCUCUGCGUGAAAGGAUUUCAGCUAGAUCCGGGUUUAAUGCACCGAGUUUAAACACUGAAGAUAUUCUUCAGUCGACAUGUUUAACCAUCUCUUCUCCUGGUCUUAGUCCUGCAACACUGUUAGAGUCUCCUGUUUUCCUCUCAAACCCAUUGCCAUCUCCAACAACUGGGAAACUCUCAUCUCUACCUUCGGAUAAGGCUAAGGAUGAGUUAUUCGAUGAAAUUACCACAUCCUUGGCCUUCCAAUCCAUUUCAGGAAGUAGCCUUGAUCCUACAAACAUCGCUUUGGAACCCGAUAAGUCCCAAGACUAUGAGCAACGACAGGUACUAGGCGGUUUAGGAGACUCGAUGGCUAGUGGUGCACCUGCAGAAGAUGGAUACAACUGGAGAAAAUACGGACAGAAACUAGUCAAAGGAAGUGAGUAUCCACGGAGUUAUUACAAGUGCACGCACCCAAAUUGCGAGGUCAAGAAGAAGGUUGAAAGGUCUCGGGAGGGUCAUAUUAUAGAAAUCAUAUACGCAGGAUCUCAUAAUCACACAAAACCUCCACCUAACCGCCGCUCAGGGAUUGCAUCAUCCGGUACGGGGAUGGACAUGCAAGUAGAUGGAACCGAACAAGAAGGUUUUGCUGGAACCAAUGAGAACUUAGAAUGGACAUCACCUACAUCUGAACUCAAAUAUGGAAGCCAUUCUGGAUCAAUGCAGGUUCAAAGCGGGAUUCAGUUCGGGUUCGGCGAUGCAGCAGCUAAUGCCUUCUUUAGAGAUGAAGAUGAAGAUGAUCGGACGUCCCACAUGAGUGUUUCCUUGAGUUACGACGGAGAAGUAGAUGAGUCCGAGUCAAAGAGAAGGAAACUAGAAGCUUAUCCAGCAGAAAUGAGUGGAUCAACCCGAGCCAGCCGUGAGCCAAGAGUUGUGGUUCAGACCACAAGUGACAUUGACAUCCUCGAUGAUGGUUAUCGAUGGCGCAAGUAUGGGCAAAAAGUUGUCAAAGGAAACCCGAAUCCAAGGAGUUACUAUAAAUGCACAGCUAAUGGAUGUACUGUAACAAAACAUGUCGAGAGAGCUUCUGAUGACUUCAAGAGCGUACUAACAACGUAUAUAGGCAAGCACACCCACGUUGUACCAGCCGCACGCAACAGCAGCCAUGCCGGUUCAGGCACUCCAGGGACUCUCCAAGGUAAUUUAACAACCCAGACCCACAACCACAAUGUGCACUAUCCAGUGCCACACAGUAGAACUGAGGGAUUGGUCAGAGCCAACGCAUCUCUAUUUGACUUCCAGCCACACCUGAGGCCUCCUUCAGGUUUCUCCAUUCCCAGCCUGCCGGCGCCUGACAUUGGUGAUCCAGCUGGCCUUAUGUUGCAGUUAACAGCAGAGCCCAAGGUAGAACCAGUAUCACAACAGGGACUUGGAUUGUCAGCGAGCUCAUUGAUAUACAGAGAGAUAAUGAGUAGAUUACCACAGAUAUGAAACAGAUCUCUUG